Messenger RNA from Staurois parvus, 926 nucleotides. NCBI's taxonomy places the organism in Eukaryota, Metazoa, Chordata, Amphibia, Anura, Ranidae. The record is from the annotation of a GenBank genome assembly.
AGGUACAGCACUUGGGAACCAGAGGAGAACAUUUUGGAUGCAAGAUUGGUGUCCGCAUUUGAGGACAGGGAGAGAGAAAGGGAGAUGUAUGGACCGAAAAAAAGGGGUCCAAAGCCGAAAACGUUUCUUCUAAAGGCUCAAGCAAAAGCAAAUGCAAAGACAUAUGAAUUCCGAAAGGACUCUGCUCGUGGUGUAAGAGUUUCUUAUCCAGGUCGUCCUUCCCAGCAAGUCCCAUCUAGGUCAAGGGAAGGGUUAAGGAGUGCCCCAAAUCCUUUGCAAGAGAGCAGUGGGGCAAGUGAUAUCUUCAAAGAGAGAUUAGGCCAACCAGAUAAUGGAGAGGAGCGAUUUACUUUACAUUUUAAGAAAAAAAAAAUCACCGUGGAAAAGGACUCCAUAAAGAAGAUGCUCAAACCAUAAGAGUGUCUCCUACUAAUCAUAGUAGUCAGGUUGAACAUAUGUCUGGUUCUACCAGGGUACAUGAAGCAGGACAACUAAAAUAUAAAUCAACUUACAGUGUCAUACAGGUUGCAAGACGGCAGAACUCAGAAUUGGGGUCAACAAGCCAAACCGAUCUUUGUUUCACAUCUAAGGAACUUGGAGAUACACACACAAGACACGAUCAGAAGUCAAGUUAUGAUGGACAUACACAUAAGACAAAUUUUAGAAGUAAUACUAAAAGUUCCAACUCCCAAGAGACACUCAUGCCAAAAAAUAGGCACAACUCUGGAUACCAUCAACAGGUAUCUGAUUUCUACAAGGAUGCUUUGGUAACACAUAGGGGAAAGCCUUCUCUUAUUGCUCGUAUUCCUGUGGCCAGGAUACUUGGGGAACCAGAAGACGAGACUUGGAGACCCUCAGCAGACAACUUGGAGAAAGUAAUAGUUACAGAUGUGACGUCAAAUUUUCUGACUGUGACAAUAAAGGAA